Molecule: messenger RNA, 457 nt
Organism: Paramuricea clavata
Lineage: Eukaryota; Metazoa; Cnidaria; Anthozoa; Malacalcyonacea; Plexauridae
Source: the annotation of a GenBank genome assembly
AUGCUUACAAGCAAACGAGUAUAUUAUUGGAAUGGAUCUCUAAAUGAAUUGAAGUCAUUUAUCGAAGAUAAUCUGUGUUGGAAAGGGGUAUUGGGCGUGAAACAAUUCGUCAAUACGAAGUAUUCUUUCAAAUGGCACGGCCCUAAGAAUAAAAUGUUAUCGAUGUGUGCAAGAUGAUGAAGAAAAUCCUCUUAGUAAUGCUUUUAAAGGACUAGCUAUAACUGAAGAAGUCAAUUUUGGAAAUUGUGAUGUUGAGUCUGAUCGAGAAGUUGUUAAUAAAACAUUGGAAUCUUGCGAGGGUUGUUCUAAAUCGGACAAUGCUGUUGCUGAUUUACAAGGUGAUGUUGUUUCCCUUAAGUCAAACACAUGGGAAAUCGUACAACAAUUGCUGAAAGUACGCAGUUCAACACGCAGUUCAACACGCAGUUCUUGUCGUGUGAAAGAAUUUGUCGCAGAC